AUGGCCCCUAACCUCCGAAAAUCUCACCCGCUCCUAAAAAUAAUCAACAACUCCCUAAUCGAUCUACCUACCCCAUCGAACAUCUCCGUCUGAUGAAACUUCGGCUCUCUCCUAGGCAUCUGCCUGACCACACAAAUCCUAACUGGCUUACUACUAGCUGCACACUACACUGCAGACACAACCCUAGCCUUCUCAUCCGUUGCCCACACAUGUCGAAACGUACAACAUGGCUGACUAAUCCGCAACCUACAUGCAAACGGAGCUUCAUUCUUCUUCAUCUGCAUCUACAUGCACAUCGGACGAGGUCUCUACUAUGGCUCAUACCUAUACAAAGAAACCUGAAAUACAGGAGUUAUCCUCCUACUCACUCUUAUAGCAACCGCCUUCGUAGGCUACGUCCUACCAUGAGGACAAAUAUCAUUCUGAGGAGCCACAGUCAUCACCAACCUAUUCUCAGCCAUCCCGUACAUCGGCCAAACCAUCGUAGAGUGAGCCUGAGGAGGUUUCUCAGUAGACAACCCCACACUAACCCGAUUCUUCACUCUACACUUCCUCCUCCCCUUCAUAAUCAUAGGCCUCACCCUAAUCCAUCUCACAUUCCUUCACGAAUCUGGCUCAAACAAUCCCCUAGGUAUCGUAUCAAACUGCGACAAAAUCCCAUUCCACCCCUACUUUUCCCUAAAAGACACCCUAGGAUUCAUACUCAUAUUCCUCCCACUAAUAACCCUCGCCCUAUUCUCACCAAACUUACUAGGAGACCCAGAAAACUUCACCCCAGCAAACCCAUUAGUAACACCCCCACACAUCAAACCAGAAUGAUACUUCCUAUUCGCAUACGGCUUCCUACGCUCAAUCCCAAAUAAACUAGGAGGCGUGCUAGCCCUAGCCGCCUCUAUACUAAUCCUCUUCCUAGCUCCACUCCUCCAUAAAUCCAAACAACGUACAAUAACCUUCCGCCCUCUCUCCCAACUUCUAUUCUGAACCCUAACUGCCAACCUCCUCAUUCUAACAUGAGUCGGCAGCCAACCAGUAGAACACCCAUUCAUCAUCAUCGGCCAACUAGCCUCCCUUACCUAUUUUACCAUCCUCCUAAUUCUCUUCCCCAUAACCGGAGCCCUAGAAAACAAAAUACUAAACUACUAA
Molecule: messenger RNA, 1143 nt
Organism: Balearica regulorum gibbericeps (East African grey crowned-crane)
Lineage: Eukaryota; Metazoa; Chordata; Aves; Gruiformes; Gruidae
Source: the annotation of a RefSeq genome assembly